AUGGGCUUAAACAAGUUUAAAGCUUCAAAUGGAUGGUUAGAAAAAUUCAAGCAGAGGCAUGAAUUAAAAUUCCGAACAUUGUCAGGCGAAUCCGCAUCUGCUGAUCAUGCGAUAAUUUUGAAUUUUUUAUCAGAAUUAAAUAUUAAAGUUGAACAAUAUGGAAAGGAGAACAUUUUUAAUUGUGACGAAACUUCUCUUUUUAUCAAACUUACCCCACGUAAAUCAUUCGUGAAAACUGGUGAUUCGGCACGGGGCUUUAAAAGGAACGACCAGGAUUUGUUUAUAGAGUCUUUAUCCAAAUUAAAUUUGCGGCAAGUGGUAACAAUAAUCUCAGAUGCUUGGAAUAAUGUAUCUGCGGAUAUUAUUUAUAACUGCUGGCAAAAGGUUUUUCGACAAUCUCCAUCAGACUCGAGUUGCAUAAAUGAAUCAUCUGAAUAA
Octopus sinensis (East Asian common octopus) is the source of this 438-nucleotide messenger RNA. RefSeq names its product tigger transposable element-derived protein 6-like. The transcript has 2 exons. NCBI's taxonomy places the organism in Eukaryota, Metazoa, Mollusca, Cephalopoda, Octopoda, Octopodidae. Gene Ontology annotation, molecular function: DNA binding. The coding region runs from base 1 to 438 and encodes 145 amino acids. The record is from RefSeq and is a predicted model, not a curated record. Gene Ontology annotation, cellular component: nucleus.